Messenger RNA from Suillus discolor, 627 nucleotides. RefSeq lists its product as uncharacterized. The transcript has a single exon. The record is from RefSeq and is a predicted model, not a curated record. Lineage: Eukaryota; Fungi; Basidiomycota; Agaricomycetes; Boletales; Suillaceae. The annotation marks the transcript as partial.
UCUGUUCGCGUGAUUACAUCUCACAUCGAAUUUUUGUGUGUGUCUGUCAAUGAUCCACUCACACAGUUUGCAAAAAUACGUGACAUCAUUGUUUCAUUCAGUUUCCCUCGUAUGCACUGCCAAUUACCACUCACUGCUCUACGUCGCAUUAUAUCACAGUGUCUCGUGUCUCGUAUUCGCCCCCUUCUUGCCUUCCAGCCAGUAACAAGAAUGCAAGCACAACAACUGGAUCAUAUGAUUGCACGACAUGUGCACGACUACUACCACUUCCCAUUCCAUUUCAAUUCCACACUUCUCUCCUUGCCCACUGACCUCUUUGGCAUGGGCUUUGCCUCCAUCUCCUGUCUCAAUGACACACUCGCACUCCAGGGUAUGUUACGUGACCUUAAUCACCACAUCCCGGCCUUUCAUACCAUGGCAGCGAUUACGUUGUCCGACUGGAUGUGCAGCCUGAACCACUGCAUGUACCCUUUGGAUGGGCCUUCUUUGCAGCAGAGUUUUAUACGGCUGAAGCGUGCUUUACCUAUGACUUGGAUUAUCGCACAUGAGACUCUGCGGCACUCUGAGCUCAGUGUACCAACUACCGAUCAGUCAUUCCUGCUUGGCGACAUCGCUCUUCGCCAUCUU